This is a messenger RNA of Sphaeramia orbicularis (orbiculate cardinalfish), 2123 nucleotides long. RefSeq names its product SIL1 nucleotide exchange factor (gene sil1). The record is from RefSeq and is a predicted model, not a curated record. The coding region runs from base 127 to 1527 and encodes 466 amino acids. Gene Ontology annotation, cellular component: endoplasmic reticulum. Gene Ontology annotation, molecular function: adenyl-nucleotide exchange factor activity. The transcript has 12 exons. NCBI's taxonomy places the organism in Eukaryota, Metazoa, Chordata, Actinopteri, Kurtiformes, Apogonidae.
GCUUCCGUAGAAGAAGAGCGAAGCUUCCGCAGGCUGGAGGCAGACUGACAGUGUAGAUGGACAGACAGACAGACAGACAGACAGACAGACAGACAGACAGAGAGAGACAUCAGCGGAACAGUCCUCAUGGUGCAGACACACACUCAGAUGGGCACAGUGUCCUUCAGCUGCUCAGCCCUGGUCUGUGUCCUGCUGCUGUUCCACUGCUGUCACCACAGCCUGGCUCUGCAGUUUGAUGGUGCCCUGACUGUGGUGGAGAAUCCUGAAGGAGGAAGAGGAGGAGGCCAGGAUGAGCCAGAAGCAGGAGUAACUGUGGAUAAUGAAGAAGAAGAAGAAGUUGUAGAGGUGGUCCAACCGACUGAGAAGUGGCAAACACUGAAACCAGGGCAGGCAGUACCAGCUGGGUCACAUGUGAGGCUGAACCUGGAGACGGGUCAGAGGGAGGUCCGAAUGGGGGAGGAGCAGCUUAAAUACUGGACCAUGGAACACAGGGACGAUGACGAGGUCCGGUCCUCAUUCAGCCCCGAUGAGCUGAAGAGAGCCAUGAAGAGGAUUAAGGAGGACAUGAACCCUGUCGACAAACACCACAACCAGCAGGACUCUGUGUUAUCAAAGUACCGUCCUCUAGAGGAACUGAAGAGGGACAUGGCUCAGAUGGACCUCCUGGUGGAGACCGAUGUCCAGAUCCUGCGGCGGCUCCUGGACCAGUUGAACAGCAGCAGCUCCACCACAGAGCAGAAGCUGAACAUCCUUCUGGAGCUGGAAUAUCUGGUCCAUCAGGUGGAUAACGCUCAGACCCUGUGCUCGAUGGGAGGUCUGGGCUUCAUCGUAGAAGGUCUGAACAGCUCUGACUCCAGGAUCCAGGAGAGCUCCGCCUUCGUCCUGGGCUCUGCUUUGUCCAGUAACCCAGCGGUUCAGGUGAAGGCUUUGGAGAGCGGUGCUCUGCAGACACUGCUGACCAUCCUGGCCACUUCACAACCACUGGCUGUCAAGAAGAAGGUACUUUUUGCGGUGGCUUCCCUUCUACGUCACUUCCCCUUUGCACAGCGGCAUUUCCUGUCGCAUGGUGGGCUGCAGGUGCUGGCAGAGCUGUUCAGGGCCGAUGACCACGCGGUUCUGCGCACACGCAUAGUCACCAUGUUAUACGACAUGAUCAGCGAGAAGGAGCACAUGACCCAGGCAGGUCCGGACCCGGUUCAGGACGCAUCCCAUCAGGAACGUGUGCGUCAGUACUCGAAGGUGUCCCUGCAGGGGGAGCUGUUGGAGAAGGGCUGGUGCAGUCUGGUCCCACAGCUGCUGGCAUCAUCUGAGCACGACUACAGAGAGAAGGCUCUGCAGGCUUUACUGGUGAUGGCGCCGGUGUGUUUGGACCAGUACCGCUCAGAUGACUUCCUGCGAGGCUCCCUGGUCUCACUGAGGGUCCAGUACCUGGAAAUUGUCCAGACACAGAGGACUGUAGAAGAAGACGAUGACUACUUUGCAGAGAUCGUACAACUUAUAGACGCUCUCCAGUUCCAGAUGAAAUGACAGCGGCUGUUCAAACGUACAUUUACAGUCCAGUGUGAGGACCGAUGACCUGUCCAGCACUGGAGGACUCACAGAAGGACAGGAUGACCUGUCCACCACUGGAGGACUCACAGAAGGACAGGAUGACCUGUCCACCACUGGAGGACACACAGAAGGACAGGAUGACCUGUCCACCACUGGAGGACUCACAGAAGGACAGGAUGACCUGUCCACCACUGGAGGACUCACAGAAGGACAGGAUGACCUGUCCAGCACUGGAGGACUCACAGAAGGACAGGAUGACCUGUCCACCACUGGAGGACUCACAGAAGGACAGGAUGACGUCCAGCAGUCUGCUUCACACAGCUCCAGACACCAGUCCAGGAUGUUGGGAUGAUCCUGUUUUCGAUGGGUCAACUUUAAACCUGUUUUUUAAGGGAGCAGAGACUCUUUGUGAUAAUAAUAAAAUAAGGUAUUUAAAAACAGUGUUCUGUACGUACAUUAUGACUGGAUGUGUUCUGACAGGUAAUAUUUAUAAUUAUCGGUAGCUCUGAUAAAUGACUUCAGCGGUUGGAAAUAUUGAGUUCUCACAUACACAGUAAGUAAAAAUAUUAGCU